AUGUCAACCAUUUCACAUCAUAAAUUAAUAUCAACGGCCGGCAGUAAAUCGUGUCAAUCUCUUCACUUACCAAAACUCAUUCCUUGUGAUGCUCAACAGGCAUCAGUUGCUGAUGUGAAACGUACUCAUAUAAGCACCAACCAAAAUCAUCAUCAUCAUCAUAAACAUCAGAGACACCACCACCGAGGACAGCGUCAAAAUCCUCUUGAGAAAUUCAAGAAAAAACCAAGAACUUUCGGUCUUUAUCUGAUCACUACUACUACUACUACAAAGACAAAUCAACAGAAAAAGGCAUCAAAAUUACACAUUAGUCUAAAUUACAAGGUAUUACAUCAUAAGUAUGGCGUAGUAUUUCGAAACGCUUCGUCAUCAUCAUCCCCAUCACGAUCAUCAUCGUCGAUUCACUGUCAAUUAUUACCGAUUAAUUAUCUAAGAAACGACACUUCAGUGAGAGAUCACUUUCCACGUGAAAUUACCAUGGAUAGACUGCAGGCACUACUUUUGCCUAGUCCUAUGCAAAAACAAUCGCGGUUAACACAACUCCUGCCAAGCGCAACAGGUGAACAUGCGAAAUGGAAAUCUAUGGCAUCUUCUCUGCCGAGAAAAACCGUGAUGAAAUCACCAGAAUUACAAGCGUACAGUGAUCAGUAUCGAUGGGACAGCAGGCGAAAGCAAGAUAUCAUCAAGAUAUCAUCAUCAUCAUCGCCAUCACCAUUUUUAUCCUCAUCCCCGUUGAAUGGAAUUCCUUAUGAAGUGAGCCGUUUAAAAUUCUUUUACGAUUCAGUCUAUCAGUGUAAUUUCCCUGCAAUCAAGUACAUGCUGGAUCGUCAAGCAAAUCUAGUGCUGAAAGCGAUUGAACCGACUAGUGGAUAUUCUCUGCUACUCAUUGCCUUAUUAUACAUUCACUCGGCAGUGAAACGAAUAAAAUUGAUUAGAUUAUUUCUGAAAUAUUUAAAAAAAUAUCUACAUCAUAUUAUGUUGAAUGAUGAAAAUAUCAGUGAGAAUGGUAUCUGUGAACAAGUACUUCAAGCGAUUGAUCCUAUCCACGGACGUGACUGUAUUGCUUGGUCAUGUGUAUUAGGCUAUGCUAAAGAGUUUCGUCUACUAUUUACCCACUUAGUAACUAGUGUUAAUUUACAGAAACGAGAUUAUCAUGGGGAUACGUAUUUACACUUGGCUUUAAUAGGCGGUUCAUUAGAUAUUGUCAAUGAGAUAUGUCAAUAUGUCAGAAAGUAUUCUAUACCAAUCGAUAAAUACAUGAAUCAGUCUGGCAGUGAUCCGAUUCAUUUAGCUGCUGAGCUGAAAUUUGAUGCAGCAUUAGGCAUGUUAAAAAGCGAUGUCAGAUUGGUAAAAAAAAAUAGUGAUAACAGACAAUGCAAGAAGACGACAGGAUAA
Molecule: messenger RNA, 1395 nt
Organism: Trichobilharzia szidati
Lineage: Eukaryota; Metazoa; Platyhelminthes; Trematoda; Strigeidida; Schistosomatidae
Source: the annotation of a GenBank genome assembly